GUGCCGUCCUUUGGCGCCAUCAACAGUCAGAACAGAGUGGCCCCCUUAAGCAAAUAGUCGUUCUUUUCCUUUUCUCUUCUUUCAUUUUUUCCUCCUUUUUUUUUAUCCGAUUCAUCUUUUUGCUUUUGCUGUGAAGUCGUUUUAUAAAUGAACCAGUGAGGGUGCGUGAGAAAAAAAUGAACCGGAUUGGCUGGUUUGUCGUCUUGGUGACUGCCUUUGCAGUUCAAAGCUCCCUUGGAGAUGAGAGGCUGGCAGCAAAUCGAGGAGAUUUUAAUGCCAUUACGAAGCUAAAACCUGUGCCGGAAAUUCCUGAUCCGGAUGUCGCCCAGAUUCGAAAUUUUUUUGACGACCUUCUGGGCAACGAGGUGGAAAUUCAAGGACAAGGAAAUGGAGCCCGUACGUUUGGUCAUAGACGAGUGACAAUGAUGAUGCUGGCUCCAUUGAUGUAUAAAAUGGGAGUUAUGACGACUAUGUUGGCAGUACUGAUCGUGAUUUCUUUAAAAGGACUGAUGAUUGGCCUCCUUUUGCUGAUGCUAAAAAUAAGCAGUUUCUUAGCAAAAUUCUACAAUGCCUGGCAACACCAAGGUUAUGGCCAUGCUUGGCCACCGCAGCCACAACCUGUUCACGUUCAUUUUCAGGGUGGCGAUGGGUACCACCACUCUCAUGGUCAACCAUAUAGUGCUUGGCCAUCCGCCAGUGGUCCACCGCCCGAUGAGGAGCAACAUUAUUAUUAUAAGGGAUAGGCUUUUAGUUUGAAUAAAUUUAUUUAUUUAUAUUUAUAAAUUUUUUAGGAAGACAAAUAUCAGUGCCAAAAACAAUUUCGAAAUUGGUCUACAGAAAAGGAAAUUUGGAAAAUAUCCUCCGCCCUAGGACUUGGGACUUAUUUGUUUUUCAAUUUGGUCAAUAUUCAUAAGUCUGAAAAAAUUUAUUUCUAUUAUUUUAAAUAUUUGGACAUUUGAAUAUUUUAACUGGAAAAUUUCUGCUCAGAAGCAAGUCUUAUUUAAAAUAACAGACUAAAGUUUGUACCCUCUAAAUGAUUCUUUUGGGGCGCCCUCUUUAAUAAUAAUUUGAUAUUUGGAUUUUGAGCAAUUCGCGUGAUUUUUUUUUCUCGAAGGAA
Belonocnema kinseyi is the source of this 1117-nucleotide messenger RNA. RefSeq lists its product as uncharacterized. Bases 177 to 743 code for a protein of 188 amino acids. Lineage: Eukaryota; Metazoa; Arthropoda; Insecta; Hymenoptera; Cynipidae. The transcript is spliced from 3 exons. The record is from RefSeq and is a predicted model, not a curated record.